Messenger RNA from Stereum hirsutum FP-91666 SS1, 4877 nucleotides. RefSeq lists its product as uncharacterized. Bases 1046 to 4774 code for a protein of 1242 amino acids. The transcript has 14 exons. The record is from RefSeq and is a predicted model, not a curated record. NCBI's taxonomy places the organism in Eukaryota, Fungi, Basidiomycota, Agaricomycetes, Russulales, Stereaceae.
AGACUAGCAUCAGGCAACGUCACGUUGACAUCGGGGCUCCGUGAAGAGUAUUUGGACAGGCAGUCCUGGGCAAAGACAACUCGUUCAGGCUCGCAUCGAUCAAGCCUACCUGGAAACCUUGUCAGUAUCCGAUUCGAUUAAGUACUAACCAUGGGCAAAUCAAAUCGCCCUCUGCCAAAUGAGCAUGAUACAGUUGACCUCGCCAUAGUAGAGGCGAUGGCCGCGGACCCCCCGAGAAACCUGCGUCGUGAGAUGCGAAGUCUGCAAUCAUUUCCGUGGAGGACAUCUGCUGUGCAGAGCGCGUCAUCACUAGAAGACUGGCUUCAUCGGCAAAUAUACCGUGUGCAGUACCAUGGCAGCGAUAACUGGGCGAGACUCGGCUGUGAUCCAAGCGCGAUUGAUUUCCUCGUCAAAAGACUUGCAUGCAGCUUAGACGGCUGGGCGGUGCUCAGGAUCUUCCAGCAUAGCCUCUUGAAGUUCGUUUGGGGGCUUCUCGGACUUCCUGGGGCGUCACAGGGUGCCUCUAUAGGCGCACAUCUCAAUCCUGAUGAAUUAUCGAAGUUCAACAGAUGCUCGCGCGUAGUAUGGGAGCAUAUGCUGCUCGACGUUAUUGCCCUGGGCUAUGGUCGACACCCACUAGGCGUCAACAGUUCUUAUACCACGACGUUGACGGACAAGCAGCCGACUAUCACGGUCGCACCGAAUGUGGCCAAGUUACAUCCCUUCUUCACGAGGAAAAAGUAUUCGACAUUGCAAACGAUAUGGACAUCAUGUUUAAAUGACUGGAUCGAAGUCAUGGAUAGACUGACCUUUGACGCAUCGAGUGUCCAUCCGCCAGAGCCGAAGCCUGAAGGCAUCAAAAUGACUCCUUUUACCGGUCCAGACUCAGUGAGUUUACUCCGCAACCAGAUCGCUCUUCUUGGCGGUUGCGCGUGGCGCCAGAAGAUAGCUGGAUAUCCGGUGGUGCUGCACAAUCUUGCCCUCGCGGCGCACUACGUUCUACACCUAAUCGAACCCCACAGAGACCGACGGUGCACGGAACCGCAUGAUGGCACACUACUGGACUGCUCUGCAGAGCCGUUAUCGAAAACUUCAGAACGAUGCAAACAUAGUGUCUGUUCCAAGCGACAUAGUGCCCACAUUUACAGCCGAACAGGUCCCCAAACCACUGAUCAUGUCCUUAUGUAUCUCUCCCAUCGUCCUUCUUUCCGAAAAGGAUGCUUCUUAUCAGAAUCAGUCCUCCAAUAUGGAUCUGUUGCAGUUGGCUCAGCACCUCGGGAAUGCUCCUCGCCCUCAAGUAAUACAGGAUCUCGAGCAUAGGAUCUGGAUGGCAGUCUUCGCUAUAGCCUGCGGAAGUGAGCCCGAAGACGAAUUGUCGAGUUUGAUCAAGGAUUGGAAUACAUUGCCUUGCUUGGGACCUAGAGCGCGAGGCCUCCGAGAUGAUUUGGCGGUUGGCGGCUGGUUUAAGAGCAUCGCUGAAGGAACGCUACGCAUGGUAGAGCUGAUGAAAGGCGCUCCCGCUGCAAGUACCAGUAACAAUGUCGCGGGGCCGGUGGAUGCUAUCGUACCCGCACCGGCGACACGUCCUUCGGUGACGAGUGAACUGUCAACCUCCGGAACUGGAGGACAUGUCCCCGUCUCGGUUGUGAGCCUGGACACUUCGACAAUGUUGCCCUCGUCCGACCUGCCACGUUCUUCCCUAUCGGCGGACGUAGAGAUGGAAGAUGUCCAGCCGGCUCCUCGGCAUGAAACUUCGGUAAUUCCGACCAAACAAGACAAAAGCUCGUCGCUGCCCGUUGAACAGCCUAGUCAAGGUGGCGCUCAGUCCGAAGUGCUGUCGCAAGCAGUUCUACAAGCAUAUCCCGCUCUAGAUCCCGUUGAUACCUCCCCCAGCCACAGCCUCGCUCUCCUUCACCCCAAAUCGUCACGUCCCCCAUUGUCAACUUUCAUCGAGAUCUUCAACAUACUCAAAGACACCGGUACUCCGACAGCUCCAAGCUCGUCUGCGAACCAGGACUCAAGCGUCACUACUCGGCAUAAAGUCUACGGUUGCCUCGACCAAACUACUUCCGAAGAUCUCCCUAAGAUAUGGAGCAGAAUCAAGGAGCUUCACAACGAGGAUUGGAUCUUCCUCUCGGACCAUGACCUUUCCAGGCUCGUUCUGGACCGAUUGCCGUUGUUCAAGGAAGUUCGGAAAGAAGGACAAAGUCGUCUUGAGCAGUAUUAUCAGAGCAAGAUCGACGAUCCGGCGCGGACGCAGGGACAGAGGGAGGACAUAGAGUCUAUCCAUGCGCAGCUUCAGCAAAGGGGAGUCAUGUUGACUACAAAGGAGCACAUGCAGAACCUCGCCGAUGCGGUUACCUUUGAUCGCGAUAGGCUGGCUAGGUUAGAAGUGAAGCUCAGGGCCAGUCACGUUGAGCAUCUGGAGCAGGAGAACGCUAAGAUGGCUAUGGCGGAAGGCGAGCUACGGAAGAAGUUCGAGGAGGAGCGAAGGGCGAAUGGAGAUCUUCGGGAGGGAAAGCAGCGAGUGGGGAUGGAGAAUGCUAAGCUGACGCAGGAACGAGAUGGACUUCGCCUGGAGGUCAUAGAGUUGCAGGGAGCGAAAGCGGAGGUGCAGAAGUCAGGCCUGGAAAACUCCAGACUUGUUGUGGAGACGGUCGCCAUCCGUGGUCAAUUGGACGCCUCCUUGGCAGAGGUAGCAGGUCUCCGAUCGAGGUGCGGUCGGAUGGAAUCCUUGAAGCUGGAGCACGCGUCGUUGACGGCGGAGAACCAGAGGCUGGCUCGGGAGAUGGGCGACAUGAAAGAAGAGAAAUACAACCUGCGAGGCGAGAGUGAACGUUUGACGAGACGGAUCGACGAGUUGAAGGCGGGACAGGAACGAGCGGACCUGGCGAAAGAGGAGAUGGCAAAGGAGAGGGAUAGUCUUCGGAGGGAGUUAGAGGCCACGACAAAAACAAUGCAGAGGGACUUCAUCGUUCUGAAGGCAGAGACGGAGAAGCUGAUGAGGGAAUCGUCCCAGUUUCGCGCGAGCACGGAGGCAUCACGGAAGAAGAUCGACGACUUGAGGGCAGAGAAGGAGCGAGCGGAUGAAACGAGCGUGAAAGUGGUGGGGGAAAGAGAUCGACUUCGUGCGGAGCUUGAGGGGAUGAGGCAGUCGAACAGCAAUCUCCGGAUUAACGCCGAUCGUACGAAGAAAGAGGUCGCUGAUCUCAACGCUGCGAUAGAGAGAUUGCGGCAGGCGAAUGGGACGCUGACGACGGAGGCUUCGAGGUGUGUGGCAAUGCAGAACGAGAUCGAGGAGCUGAAAGAAGAGCAGAAACGAGAGGUCAUGGAGAAGGCUGCGAUGGAGAUGCUACGCGGGGCACUUCAGGCCCAGUUGGAAACGCUCAGGGGCCAGUACGGAGAACUGAAGACGGAAGCCGAACGCUCGGGGGAGGACAAUAUUGCGUUUGGAACGGAAAUGGAGAAGUUGAGGGAGCGGAACGAGCUGUUGAAAGGGGAAAGUGCAGCGCUGAUGGAGAGUGAACGUCGCAUGAUGCUGGAGAACGAGAGGGUCAAGGCCGAGAUUCAGAAGCUGGAGACGAAACACGAAAAGGUGGUUGGAGCAAGGAAUGACUUACAACGAAAAUUCGGCGAUAUCCAGACGCAGAACGAGGGCCUUCAGGUGCGGUCGAAGGACCUCUUGGAGGAGAUGGGUCGGCUGAGGGCAGAAUGCUCGCGGCGGACACAAGAGGAAGACAGGCUCAAGGCAGAGAACGUACGCGUUGGCCGCGAACGCGAUGACUUUGCUGCUACGAACGAAGAAACGCAGAAGACGAUCGGGACCCUGAAGGUUGAGAACCAACGGCUGGAGCAGGAGAACGAGUCGACCAAGAAAGACUGCCAAAGGCUCUACAGUACAGCACGGGAUUCUCGGGAGGCUUUGACAUCGAUGGAGGCAGAGAGAAAGGAGAUCUUGGAAGAAGUUGUGUUGCUCAGGAAGAGGAAAGCACAGCGGCGGGAGCUGAUGCAGGGUUUAGAAGCAUCGAGCUCGCACCAGAGUUCUGCACCCGGCCUCUCCCAGAGGAGUCCGUUUUCGGUUUCUACUGCUGCACCUGGCACAACGUCGUCUAUGGCGCAACAUCGUAUCCUGUCUACAUGGAAACACAUCCAUCGUGGAGCAGAGAAUGUAUCUCGCGUGGGCUUAGGCACAUCAAUAUCGAAGGACGGGGAUUCAAAGGUUCAAGAGGUUCAGAUGGAACCGAAUCCUAGUCCGAGAAAAAGGCGGAGACUGGAGGGUGGGCCAGAAUUUUCGAUGGAUGGUGCUGACUUUAGAUCGGUGGCCAUAGCCUCAACUCAACCUAAUCAUGAUUCGGAGAGGCAUGAGCACGGCGAUGGGGAUAAGGUCGAGAAUGAGAAUAAGGGCGAAGGCGAUAUCAUGGGCGGAGACGGAGUUGGAGGUAAUGAGGAAGAAUGGAUGCCUACCUCGGGGCAGUUAGCUCCUGUGCACAUGGAGCUCGUGUAUCGGUUUACAACUGAGGAUUUAAUAUGUCGUUUGUGCGAAUACCGUAGAGCCAACAGCGAUUCUGAGCACCCAAUCUACACCGUCUCGAACUUGGUCGCCACCUUUGAAACUCUCAAGGGUCACUGUCAGGACGUACAUGGUCCAAAGCUUUGUGACAGCCUGGCGGGAAUGGAUGAGGAAGGAAUACGAGAGACAAGAAAGAGGGUGGCCAAGGAAGAUGAGGUUCGACGUGCGGCGGAAGCAGCGAGGGAGGUUAUCGUGUUGGACUGACGAUGAAUAUUGCACGCUGUUACAUUUUCGAUCUCAAUGCUCUGCAAAUGCUUUGUUACUGCUUCUCUUCCUAGCUUGUCUCACGCACAUGCUCUCAAAUUUC